Durusdinium trenchii is the source of this 718-nucleotide messenger RNA. The record is from the annotation of a GenBank genome assembly. NCBI's taxonomy places the organism in Eukaryota, Dinophyceae, Suessiales, Symbiodiniaceae.
CAGGUGACAAUCGCGCCGAAUACUUGCGCCGCAUUGUAGAAGUCUCACUUGUGGAAGCAGUCGCUCCGCAACUGAAUGCAUUCCGAGCAGCCUUCGAAGAGCUUUUGCCCCUUGAAACUUGCCGGAUUUGGUCCGAGCAGGAGCUCGCCUACAUCAUUGUGGGCGCUUCUGUGCAAGAGGAUGCAUUCUGGAACAUGGAGCAUCUCUCAUCCAAGAUCAAGGCUCAACAUGGCUACACCUCGGAGUCCAGGUGUUUCAAAGACUUGUUGACCUUCCUCUCUGAGCUCUCCCCGGAGAACAGGCGAAUUUUCCUGAUGUUUGCCACCGGCGCCCCAACGUUGCCCCUUGGCGGCUUUGGGGGGCUGAAGCCACCUCUGACCGUUGUCAAGAAGGAAGCGCCACCAGCACCCCUGACGGCGAACGACUUCAUGCCAUCAGUGAUGACCUGCGCAAACUAUCUGAAGCUACCGGAGUACAGCAGCUUUGAGAUCCUGAAGCAAAAGCUAGAUCUGGCCAUGCGAGAGGGGCAGUGCGCUUUCCUCCUUUCGUAGGACAUCAUCGUGCCAAAUCGGUCCUACAAACUGAGCCUUGAUUGAGAGCCGAGCCGAAUUUGUGCAAAGCAUAGUUCGUAGGGUAGAGGGUCGAAAUUGCCACCCACGAGGACUCUGAAUGCUUUCGCACAACAUCGAAUGAUCUUGUUUUUUAGGCAGUGUCCUCC